Molecule: messenger RNA, 219 nt
Organism: Linum tenue
Lineage: Eukaryota; Viridiplantae; Streptophyta; Magnoliopsida; Malpighiales; Linaceae
Source: the annotation of a GenBank genome assembly
GCAGAGGCUGUGUAUCCACAAAUCAGGCUAACUUGCACCAAGCUCUGAAGCAACUGAAAAGGGAAAGAGAAAUGUUGGAAAAACUGGAAAGUCAGGAUAGAGACUCUGGAGGGGAAACUACAACAACUCAACCAGCAGCAGCGGGAAAAGCAAGACAAGAUGAAGUGUUACAAUUAUGAAAUGCAUAAGGUGAGUUCAACCAGUGAGGCCUUACUACAU